Molecule: messenger RNA, 2382 nt
Organism: Exaiptasia diaphana
Lineage: Eukaryota; Metazoa; Cnidaria; Anthozoa; Actiniaria; Aiptasiidae
Exons: 1
Coding region: 679-1497 (272 amino acids)
Source: RefSeq, a predicted model, not a curated record
AGAGACGCUUCGGUUGUCUUAUUUAUUAUAGUAUCAAAAAUAUCGCAGUAAAAAAAGCUAACGUACUUACAUCUCGUUUUGAGAUUAUCAUAUUCAAACUGUUUUUCCUUUCAAUGGGAUCUCUGAGUGUCGAUUCGUUUGAAAUCGAGUAGCUAUUCAGUAAUCACUUUGCCUAUCAAUGGCCUYGGAUUGACAGUCAAACCGGCUUUUCAAACCGGCAUAAUUAUAUUCAACUAAAAGCAGUACGAGAUACUAAAUGGAUUUUAGCCUUGUUAUAAUACUGUAAGUCUUUCUAGACAAAAUGCGUUUCACAUAAUAUCAAAGAUUAAAAGGAUAUUAUAGAUAAGUAGGUCGCAUAAAUAAAUAAUCAAGUUGUCAAACGAAUAAAAYCCAUUCAGCUGCGAGUCGUCGGUAUGCUAUGUGGUAAUAUCAGCGGACUAACGUGACACCUAUAUGCGACAUUACUCUGCUUUUCACUACUUUGCUGUCACUGUCACUGUGUCCACACGUUGAAAACGAACUUUCAUCCGGGUAUACGUCCAAGCUAUUCACACAGUUAAGAUUGUAUGUGCCCGCGCGAUUACACCAUUUUUACCGGAAAUGUUUCGAUGUGGUCACGGCUGAAUUUAUUCGCUAGUGGUCUUCAUUCAUAGAAGGCUGGAUGGCUUUCAUCAGGGAAUGGAUCAUACUUCGAUAAACUCUUUCAAUUCGAAAAGGAACCUUAAACUGCCGCCGAUCCAAGGAGCUCUUCCAGCUGGUAUUUAUGAUGACAAGAGAUGGAACUCUAGCAAUAACAAUAAAUCUAUUUCGCAUCAACACCAGCACCAUACUAGAAUCAAGAAAGAUCUUCUUGAAGCGACUAAUUUUCACUCUAUAAACCGAGUAGAUUUGAACGCAAGAGUUGAUUUUCCGCGCCACAAAGCGGUAAUCAAAUCACCUAGACAACAUGUAYCGGUUCAGAUCAACUUAGGACAUGAGUUUCCUAAAAGUUAUACCGUUUUGCCGCCAAUAAACAACAAGAAAGCAACCGCAUCUCAACCACGGAGACCAGCUUCUAUCAAACGACAUGAAAAACCUAGUGAAAUUAGAAUUCAGAAAGARGAAAGUCCUGUUAAUGACAUUAACAGCGAACCAAAACUACCACCAAAAUCAUCGGCUGCAAGAACAGCAGCGGAGUUAUCGGCGAGACGACGAGAAAGACUAAAAGAAAAACUAAAAGCUGCGGAGGCCAAAGAGAAUAUAUCGAACGCUGAACAAAUAAAGAUGUUAGACGAGACAACGAUUACGACUAGCCUUCAUUUUGAACACACUAAAACGGAGCGAGAGGACAGCGUCCCGCGGAAGCGAAGUCCUAUGUUUUUAGGACACUUGAAGUGCAAGCGUUACGGACGAAGAAAUGGUGUUUGCACUGACAACGAGCCCACAUUGAUGAACGUUACAGACCAAUUGAAGGAAAUUUUUCUUCGUCGAAACAUGGAAGAGAUGUAUUUAAUUUAACAAGCAGUUGGAUCAACUAGUUCUACCUAUUGCGAACACCUGACGUGGGAUUAUUUGGGCACAAGCAAAUUGUUUAUUCAAGCCUCGAGUUCGGCCUAGCAAUACAAGKAUGAUCGUUCUUGCUGGAAUUAUUUCCGUCAAGACCACUGUUGUGAAACGAACGAAACUUAAUCUCGGGGGUUAUUAGUGACCUUUAGAAACUUUAUACCGGUGUCGAGUUUAAAACAAAUUGUGAUAUUGAUUCUCAUUUUUUUCAAGCAAAUGGGCAACACCAUACCGAGAAAACGGUGCCAGUUCAAAUUAUUUAUCACUAAAUCAAGUAUGCUGUUCGCCUUUUUGCAAUCUUUAYGUUCGUACAUAAUAUAACGCCCCGGUAUACUGUAGSAUAUAUAUUAUAAGGACUUCAUUUCUGAUCUUAAGUGACAAUCCUGUGUUUUGAUGGGACARAUUCAAAACGUGUUUUCUAGGUCUGUAUCAAAUCAUUUUUAACCAUUUCUAAAAGCGUGUUACUUCUCUAACAAUCAGGUUUUCUCCGUCAUAAGAGUGUAGAUAACGAGGAAUAUAGGUGUGUGUCGUCAAGAGGUUCCUUGACAACAUUUCCAUGAAUGACGGAUUACAAAAACAUUAAGAAAAAAAAGCUGAUAUUCACUUUAAUAUUUUAUUUUAGAAUKAUAUUUUGGCUAUAUAGAAAAACUAAGUUUACCACGAAAAGAAAAGGGUCAGUGUUUGUAUAUUUAUAUUGUUAGUAAUGUAACGUCGCUAUGGUUGCUAAGCCCCUUUUUCGCAGCUGUGUAGUUCAGAGCAUUUUCAUUGCUCCAUUGUACAUAUGUAAUACAGAAAAUAUUUGUAAUAUAGAUAAAUUUUAUUAAAGAAACAUGAAGCAUA